AUGGCAGAUUCCGACUUCAAGCUAUCCAACGUCCAGGGCGACAUCCUCGUCGGUCUCUCCAAGAAAACAGAAGUCUUCUUCUUCUUCCGCAUUACAGAUGCGACCGCCUUCAAGUCCCAGCUCAAGACCCUUGUUCCCCUGAUUACGACAGCGGACAAGGCGACGGGUGAGAAAGCGGCAAUUCGCGCGUUCAAGGCUUCGAGGGCACAUGGUGUAAAUGGGGAUGGGACGAAUGAGCUUGGUGAGAUCACGGGUGACGGGGACCUGUUGCCUAUUGCAGGGGUGAAUAUUGCGUUCUCGCAGAAAGGAUUGACUGCGCUCGGCAUCACGGAUGAUCUACAGGACCCGCUGUUCCGCGCCGGGCAGAGGAAGGACGCCCGUUCUCUUGCCGAUAAAGGUACAGGGGAAACUGACGAGGACUUCAAACCGGACUGGGAUGAGGCAUUUUUGCAAGACAGCCAAGAGAUCCAUGGCGUGAUCCUUGUCGCCGGUGACUCCUUCGGGUCGGUCAAUGGGAAACUGGAUGAGGUGAAGGCUACAUUGUCCGCGAAUGAAACAUCGUCAAUCGCCGAGGUGGCGACGCUGGCAGGUGAUGUUAGACCUGGGGAAUUCUCGGGACAUGAACACUUCGGGUACAUGGACGGUAUCUCGCAGCCUGCGCUGAAAGGCGUGGAUGACGUCGAUCCUAAGAAGCCCAAGCCGGGACAGAGUUUGAUCGACUUAGGCAUUGCAUUGCUUGGUCGCAGCGGAGAUCCUGUAGAGGGCCGUCCAGCGUGGGCAAAGGACGGCAGCUUUCUGGCUUUCCGCAAACUUCCACAGCUUGUUCCGGAGUUUGAUAGAUUCCUGGAGGAAAAGUCCAAGCCGAUCGCCGAUGACUUCGACGAUGCACCAACACCGGCUGACAUCCUCGGAGCCCGCAUGGUGGGUCGUUGGAAGAGUGGUGCACCACUUCGCAUCACACCGCUCGUUGACGAUCCCGUUCUCGCAGCUGAUGAUCAGCGCAACAACAAAUUCAAGUUCAACCCACAGUCCCAGGAGAUGUGUCCAUUCGCCGCACACAUCCGCAAGAUGAAUCCCCGCAAGGACCUCGACCAGUUUGCAACCGAACAGACCCCUGAUCUCGUUGGCCCCCACCUGAUACUGCGCCGCGGUAUUCCGUUUGGCCCUGAGGUCACGAGCGAGGAGAAGCUCACGAAGAGCACAAAAUACGAACGUGGACUGUACUUCGUGUCCUACCAGUCGAGGCUCGACCAAGGAUUCAGUUUCUUGCAGAAACAAUGGGCCAACAACACCAGCUUCCCGCCCGGAGAGAAUAAGAAACCUGGAUUUGAUCCUAUCAUCGGACAGGCACCUGAUGAGGUGAGAUCCAUGACGGGCGCUAAUGAUGACAAGUUGGAUGAGGAUUUGCCGCUAGAUAGGCAGUGGGUCCAGUCCAAGGGGGGAGAGUACUUCUUUUCGCCAUCGAUCGAAGCGCUUAAUGGUGUCCUUGCGGGUGUCGCCGCUCCAUAG
This is a messenger RNA of Paraphaeosphaeria sporulosa, 1509 nucleotides long. Its product is annotated as Dyp-type peroxidase. The transcript is spliced from 8 exons. Gene Ontology annotation, molecular function: peroxidase activity; heme binding. The record is from RefSeq and is a predicted model, not a curated record. Gene Ontology annotation, cellular component: cytosol. Lineage: Eukaryota; Fungi; Ascomycota; Dothideomycetes; Pleosporales; Didymosphaeriaceae. Bases 1 to 1509 code for a protein of 502 amino acids.